Molecule: messenger RNA, 1670 nt
Organism: Maylandia zebra (zebra mbuna)
Lineage: Eukaryota; Metazoa; Chordata; Actinopteri; Cichliformes; Cichlidae
Product: C-signal
Cellular component (GO): cytoplasm
Molecular function (GO): oxidoreductase activity
Source: RefSeq, a predicted model, not a curated record
UCCCCCUGCUGGAGGAGUCGCGUGACGCCUGCAGAUUAUCUAAGAGCUCGCGCACAGGGACAUAUACAGUCCGCCAUGAGUGCUGCGAUGAAUUUUAAAAAAUGCGGCUCUGUGCUGAUUACUGGAGCCAGCCGGGGCCUCGGGCUGCAGUUAGUGGACAGUCUGGCAAGUGGACAGUUUUCACCUGGAAAGAUAAUAGCCACGUGCAGAAACCCUGGUAACGCACAGGAACUUCAAGAACUGGCGGAGAAGCAUCCCAACAUCCACAUAAUCACUUUGGACGUAGUGAACCAGGAGAGCAUAGAGAAGUCUGUAGAAGAGGUGAGCAAGCUGGUGCAAGAAGAAGGUCUGAACUGCCUGAUCAACAAUGCGGGCAUCAAAGUGGUGGCCGACUUUCAUUCUGUUACCGCCGAGAUGAUGAUAGAAAACUUCCACACCAACACUGUGGCUCCUCUAAUGAUCACUAAGGCUUAUCUGCCUCUUCUAAAAAAAGCUGCAUCCAGAGGAGGGGCAGGAGGCUCAGCUACAAUGGGAAUCCAGAGGGCAGCGGUUAUUAACAUGACCUCACUGCUGGGCUCUGUGGAGCUCACUUGGGGUGAGAGGGCCAACAACUUCAAAUGGUACCCCUACAGGACAUCCAAGAGUGCACUAAACAUGGUUAGUCGCUGCAUGGCUGUAGACCUAGAGCCAGAUGGGAUUCUCUGUAUGGCUAUACACCCUGGCUGGGUACGCACUGACAUGGGGGGGUCAGAGGCUCCAUUGAGUCCCGAGGAUAGUAUUUCUUUCAUGUUGUCUGUGAUUGGAGGGCUAACUGAAAAGGACCAUGGCUCAUUUCUGAACUUUACAGGAGAGCAGAUACCUUGGUGAACUUGAUGUCCAUCAGUUAUGAGAAGGACUGAGAAUUCUUAACUCAUCCUAAUGGUUAUUACUUUUACUCUAACUAUGCAAGAAUGAAUGUAUCUACGGCUUUGAUUGUGCUGCAUGCCACUUUAUAGGAGCGUAUCUACUAGAGCUUUUUCCAAACCAUUUUGCUCUGUCCCCUUCAAAAAGUGCACUGAGCCCUGCGGUCAGGGAAGCGCAUGUUGUGUUAGUAAGAGAAAAUCACAGACUAGAUUUUACAAAUGUUAGCACAAACUCCAUAAACUUUUCAUCGCUCAGGGUGGGCCUGCUGUGUAUUUUGGGGGGCUUAUAUAGGCUUUUGGAUUGUCUUGCUGUGAAAUAACACCAGCCGUGGUGCAAAUCGGUUCUCAGUCCACCAGUGUCUUCACAAUGAUUACAUGUACAACAGAUAACCAAUAAAAUAUCCUACAUAGGGACUAUGUCUGUGAAGGUUCUCAGUCAUCCAGGUCAUCUUUGCAAGCUUUCUUUGCAAGCUCCUUUGACUACAUAGGGACUAGGUUAUGAUGUUUAACAGCCGUAUGAUAAUAUUUCGUAUUAGGAUAGAGAAUUUAAUUUGCUCAUAGUCAUCUUGGUUUCUUGGAGAAUAGGUCAAGCUAGUGCACCUUUCCGGUUUGUAUUGCUUCAAAAGAAGUAGGGUUUGUUAAUUUAUUUUCCCCGUAUUUUGUUUGCUCCAGUGGGAGACUGUAAAAAGACGGAAGUCUUUUUACACAUAUUUGCUUUAAAAAUUUGUUUCAAUUUUCAGUUCUAAUAAAUAAUUUACUAAAACAAAA